CACCUACCUAUUCCUUCCCCGCCUUUUGAUCUUCCUCUCCCUCUAUACCCCAAGAUGUCUCCUCCCGAUUGGGUCAAGGCCCUGAAGCCGGCCGGCCAGCCCGGCUCUGAACUGCUGGCCCAGGAGCGCAGCCAGUCCAACGUCGAUGUCGACAAGCUCGCCGAGUUGCUACACACCCGCCAGGCCCUGGAGCGGCAGGACCGCCUCCUGGCCAUGAUGAAGAACGACAAGGUCUUCGACAAGUCGCAGAACCACACCCUCGGCCGAACCGAGCGCAUCCAGCGUGCCCUCGCCAAGGGCAAGCGUCUCCAACAGCUCUCCGUACAGCACAACUGGAACUACGAUGACUUUUACGCCGCCAACGACCUCCUGGGUGAGCCCACGCCGUAUGGCCUGCACGCGUCCAUGUUCCUGGUCACCUUGCGGGAACAAACCACCCCGGAACAGAAGAAGGCCUUCCUCGAACGCGCAGAGAAAUACGAGAUCAUCGGCUGCUACGCCCAAACGGAGCUGGGACACGGUUCGAACGUGCGUGGACUGGAGACGAGGGCGGUGUGGAACCAGGACGAUAAGACCUUCACUAUCCACUCGCCGAGCUUGACCGCGUCCAAGUGGUGGAUCGGCUCGCUGGGCCGCACGGCCAACCACGCCGUCGUCAUGGCGCAGCUGUACAUCAACGGCAAGAACUACGGUCCCCACCCGUUCCUUGUGCAGAUCCGUGAUAUGGAGACGCACCAGCCGUUGGAGAAUGUCUACGUGGGUGAUAUCGGACCUAAGUUCGGAUACAACACGAUGGAUAACGGAUUCCUCCUGUUCAACAACGUCAAGAUCCCCCAUUUCAACAUGUUAGCCCGUUUCUCCCGGAUCGACAAGGACACCGGCAAGUACAUCCGCCCGGCCCUGCCCGCGCUCGUCUACGGCACCAUGGUGUGGGUGCGCUCCAACAUCGUCCUGCAGGCCGGUAGUGUGCUGGCUCGCGGUGUCACCAUCGCGGUACGCUACUGCAGCGUCCGCAAGCAGUUCCAGGACCGCGACGCCACCGGCAGCGUGGGUGAGAACCAGGUCCUCAACUACAAGAUGGUCCAGAUUCGUUUGCUGCCGCUGUUGGCCACCAUGUAUGCGCUGCACUUCACCGGUCGCGGCAUGAUGGGUCUGUACGAGGAGAACCAGAAGCGCAUGGCGGGCGCUGCCCAGGCCGGCCCUGAUGAGCUGCGCGCCGGUGCGGAGCUCCUGGCUGACUUGCACGCCACCUCGUGCGGUCUCAAGGCGCUGGCCAGUACCACUGCUGGUGAGGGUCUCGAGGUGUGCCGUCGCGCCAUGGGUGGACACGGUUACUCGCAGUACAGUGGUGUUGGCCACUGGUACGCCGACUAUCUCCCCAACCUUACCUGGGAGGGUGACAACUACAUGUUGACCCAGCAGGUCGCCCGUUAUCUCCUCAAAUCCGCUCGUUCCGUUCUUGCCGGCCAGGCCGCCAACAACGACACCUGCCGUAUUCUCAAGAACUACCUGUCCCGCCGCAACAAGGGUGCCUCGUUCGACGUCCUGGAGCAGGACAAGGACAUCGUCGAUGCCUUCGCCUGGCGCGCCUCCCACCUCACGUUCGAGGCGCUCAAGCACCGCGACGUCGAGAAGCGCUCGUGGAACUCGCUGCUGGUCGAGUUCUGGCGCCUGUCAACGGCCCACUCGCAGUACCUGGUGGUGAAGAACUUCUACGACGCCGUCAACUCGCCCCAGCUGAGCGCCGCGCUCGGCCCCGAGACCACCGCCACCCUGCACAAGCUGUUCCGCCUGUACGCCCUGCACACGCUCGAGCGCGAGGCCGCCGAGUUCUUCUCCUCCAGCGCCGUCACGACGCGACAGAUCUCGCUGGCGCAGACUACCGCCGUGUCGAAGCUUCUGGACGAGAUCCGCCCCCACGCCGUGUCCCUGGUCGACUCGUGGAACUUCGACGACUGGCAGCUCGACAGCAGUCUGGGCCGGUACGACGGCGACGUUUACCCCGACCUGUUCCGCCGGGCCAGCCAGGAGAACCCGGUGAACGACCUCGUGUUCGACCCUUACCCGUGGAACGCGAACGUGCUGAAGAACAGCCCGAAGAGCAGCAAGCUUUAAGUUUUUUCUUUUUGUUUUGUCCGUGUCGAUUUAGCCUUUCUUUUUUCAUUUCUUUUUUUCACCCAUUUCUUUGUAAUUAUACGAUGGACG
Aspergillus campestris IBT 28561 is the source of this 2205-nucleotide messenger RNA. RefSeq names its product acyl-CoA oxidase. The coding region runs from base 55 to 2115 and encodes 686 amino acids. The record is from RefSeq and is a predicted model, not a curated record. Gene Ontology annotation, biological process: fatty acid beta-oxidation using acyl-CoA oxidase; lipid homeostasis. NCBI's taxonomy places the organism in Eukaryota, Fungi, Ascomycota, Eurotiomycetes, Eurotiales, Aspergillaceae. The transcript has 4 exons. Gene Ontology annotation, cellular component: peroxisome. Gene Ontology annotation, molecular function: fatty acid binding; acyl-CoA oxidase activity; FAD binding.